AUUAUCAAUACGAAAAUUGAUUACAGUUACAAUCUAGUACCUAAAACAGUUCAUGAAUCACAACGUUAUGACAUUUUUAUAUAAUAAAGAAAAAAUUGACUGAAAGUUAGCGUGUGACUUAAAAAUACUGCAAUGAUUGAUCUACAGUUUAACAAUAAUGAUUUAGCGAAAAAAACGAUUCUUCAGAAUUUCAUAGAAAACUAAUUAGGUGCAGUUGAGGGAAGAGUACCUGAGUAAAUGUGACAGCAAAGAGUGAUAAGGGCUGCCAUAGAAAACGUAUGCUAACUACCUGUGAUUAUCUAAGUUUUUGAAUUAUGAAGUGAUUAGGUUACCGGAGCCAUUGUCAGAAGAUUUUUCUAACACACGGUUGAUACUCCUUUACAUCUGGGCUUUGAACUCCUAAUACAAUGUUCUACUUCUAGGGACUAGCUCAGUUUUUAACUCUACUCAGUACAGUUCAACUUUACUCUUUUUUGAUUGAAAAUGCUUUGCACUAGCUUAUGAAGGCGACACUGAAGGUGACACUACUAAGCUAUCAAUCUUCUUGCAUCGUCUUUGUUCUCUCUCAACCAGCGAAUCACGUUCAGCUACGUAUAAAAGUUCCUGCCUACAAAGUAUACGCCUUCGAGUUGUUUACGCAGUUACGAAAUCAUUUUCUACCUUAAAUUUCUUACUUUUACCAUUAAGAUCGGCCAGAGCAGAAACAAGAUUGAUAACAUAAAAAUUAUAAUUAACCUAUUGGUAGAAUUAGAAUCAUCCUUGAAAAGAUAUCUUAAGAGAAAAUAGCCUUAGAAGACUGUUACCACGACAGAAUAAACAGAAAAUUCGGAGAAGAAUGCAUUCACGAGUACCGCUCCCCAGAAAUGCUACGACAUUACUGGUUCUAAUGCUUAUUGGCACAAAGCUAAAGAAGAUUUAAAAGCAAUAAUAGCCCAUGCUGGAGCUCCAACAUUCUUUUUCACAUUCUCCUCUGCUGAUAUGCAUUGGCCUGAACUUCAUGCAAUUUUUGGCAACUCAGUCAGUAUUAAUUCAACUGAGAACAAACGGCAGAAUGUCAUUAACAAUCCUCAUAUUACAGACUGGUUCUUUACACAGCGUUUAGAAAGUUUUAUUAAAUACUGGUUAUACAAUUCACUAGAUGCUGAGUGGCACUGGUACAGAUUUGAAUAUCAAGCUAGAGGUAGUAUACAUUGUCAUGGUGUAGCAAAGCUGAAAAAUGAUCCAGGUUUAUGUAAACUCUCAGAAACAGCUCUAAAAGGCUAUUUGGCUGAAAUGUCCACUAAUACAGCUGAGCAAGUCAAUAUACUAGAACUCAAUCAACAGAUAGUGGAUGGGAAAAAGGCUUCUCAGGUAGUUUGUCAGUAUGUAGAUUGGUUAUUGUCUACAUAUAAUCCAGAUCCACCAGAUAAUGGCACAUGGGUGAAGCCCUCUAUUCAUCCUUGUCAAAAGCGUCACAAGGACCUUGUAAGUUUACAAGACUCUGAACAAGAUUAUGUUGAUUUGUUGAAUACUGUACAAAGGCACACUCGCUGUAGUACAAACUAUUGUCUUAGAAAGAAACAAAACGAAACAGAACUGAAAUGUAGAUUUAAGUUUCCAUUUCAACCUUGUGUUAAUACAAAACUAGAGUUUGAGCCCAUUCAUACAAAAGAUCGAAGCACUCAAUACAAAGCAAAGAUCAUAACAAAGAGGAAUGAUAGCAGACUCAAUAAUCACCAACGACUUCAGCUUCAAGGCUGGAGGGCAAACUGUGAUAUUCAAGUAAUCAUUGAUUAUCAUGCAUGUGUUGAAUACCUUGCAAAAUAUGCUUCAAAAGGUGAACCAAAGUCACCUGUAAUGAAACUUGCAUUUAAUUCUAUUGUCCGUAAUUGCAACAACAAUAGCAACCCUACAAAAUUGAUAAAAAAAGUGAUAAUGAAAUCACUUGGCCAACGUGACUUCUCUGCACAAGAGACUAUGCAUCAUCUCAUGUCACUGAAACUUGUCAGCUCAUCAUUUAAUGUGGUACCUAUUAGUCUAAAUGGUUCACGUAGAAUCAAAACUAUAACAAAUGAUGGAGAUACUGUAACCAAUGACUCAUUGCUUGAUACUUACGCUAAAAGGGAAAAAUAUAUUCAAACCAUCCCAGAUAUAAUGGCUCUUAAUUUCAUUCAUUUUGCAACAAAAUACAAACUUGUCAACAACAAACUAACAGUUCAGCCUCAUAACAUGAUUCCCAGAGUUUUUCCAGUAUUUUCUUCCAAUUCAAAAGGUCCAAAUUUUGGACUUUAUUGCAAAUAUCAGUUACUUAAGCACAAACCUUGGCAUACUACACAAGACAAUGCCUGGGAUUGUCAGGAAGGCACUGAUGAAAUAUACAUCACAAAAUGGAAGGAAUUUCUACAAACACCAUAUGCUGAAGAGCAUGUUCCUGACUGGUAUGAAAAACUACAAAGUGUACAGAAUAACACAGAAGAGGAACCAAAUAUAGAGCACUCUUCAGAAGAGCUUCCACAGCGUGAAGAGUGGAUGGAUUUAGCAGAUCUCAUACCUGGGUAUUUUGUUAACCAAGAUAAUAUAACACAACAAACCUCUCAGCCUGAUUAUGACUGGCAAAAUGACAAGAUUAAGUAUGCAAAUCACUUAAUACAGGAAAUGCCAUCCUGGGUAAAAACUAAGAAAGAUACUUUGGAUUCUACCUUUGGUUUGCAACAACAAAAUAUUGAUGUUAAUACAUUCAGUGACAUGCAAAGACAUGCCUACAAUAUGGUGAAAGCACAUUCUGAACAAGCCUGCCCUAAAGAUCCAUUGCUUCUUAUUAUACUUGGAGUUGCCGGUACAGGGAAAAGUUACCUCAUUAAUGCCAUCCGAAACCUGCUCCAACACUCUUGUGCAGUGACUGCCACAACUGGCAAAGCUUCAUUUAACAUAAACGGAUGUACAAUCCAUUCACUAUUAAAAUUGCCUGUUGGCCCAAGACAUAACAAAGAAUUAACAGGACAAGGGCUUGUCACAUUACAAACCAAGCUGAAAGAUAUCAGUUAUAUCCUAAUUGAUGAAUACUCUAUGCUAGGACAAACAUUGUUUGGCUGGAUUGAUAGACGCUGCCGACAAGCAACAGGCAAAAAUGACAAAGUAUUUGGUGGUAAAUCCAUGAUAUUAGUUGGUGACCCAGCUCAAUUGCCUCCAGUGGCAGAUAAGCCAUUAUAUCAUUCGAGACCCUCCAGUUCUACAGGUGAACAAGGCUAUUUAGCUUAUCACAUGUUUGGCAAUGUUGUAAAACUGUCAGUAAACCAGAGGGUUCAAGGCUUAAAUCAACAGCAAGCUCAGUUUAGAGAUUUACUCAUACGCCUUCGCACAGGAGAUUCUAAUGAGCAAGAUUGGAAACUUCUUUUGGCAAGACAGCCUUCCAUAGCAUUGAACGUGAAUGAGUUUCAAGAUGCCACUAGGCUCUAUUUCAGCAAUGAAGAAGUUGCUAAUUAUAACUUUGAAAAGUUAUCAGAACUUCAUCAGCCAAUAGCCUGCAUCACUGCACGUCACUCUAGUGAUAUAGCUAAGAAAGCAAGUUCAGAUGACAUGUCAGGUUUACAACCGACCAUUUUCCUUGCAAAAGGUGCACAUGUAAUGCUUACCAUGAACCUAUGGAUAGAUGUUGGACUUUGUAACGGUGCAACUGGAACGGUUGAAGAUUUCAUUUAUGCAAACAACCAGCAACCACCAGACUUGCCUGUCGCUGUCAUAGUAAAAUUUAAUGAGUAUAGAGGUCCAUCUAUCAGUGAUAGCAUUCCACGAUGUGUGCCUAUAUGCCCAAUAACAAUAACCUCACAGACACUAGAUGGUUUACAUGAGAGACAACAGUUGCCUCUCAAACUUGCUUGGGCAAUCACAAUACACAAGAGCCAAGGGUUAACACUGCCAAAAGCAUGGAUUGACAUUGGUCAGACUGAAACUACUGCAGGCAUUUCAUAUGUAGCUAUAAGCAGAACAAGACAGAGAUCUAAUAUGGCUUCAGAAAAACAAGACAUAACUUGCUUUGUGCAUAAUGUCUCACCAGUAAAAAAAUCUGGACCAACAAACUACUUUAACUGCCACCUUCAGACAGAGAAAGAUCUCAUUGGCAGUGUAUGCUUUGCAACUGAAAAGAAGGAAACUCUUGAUGCAAUGGCCACACAAAGAUCACCGGUUAAAAUUUCAAAUUUUAACAUCAGCAAUAAGUAUGGACGAAGUGAUGUAGUAAUAAACAGGAACACAACCAUCACUUCAACAACAGCUGAUUUUCCUUACAAAGCACAAGAUGAUGUCACAUCAAUUGCAUCCUUGUCAAAAGUAGCACCACAACAGCUAGUGUCAAUAAAAGGAAAGAUAUCACAUCUAAGUGCGACCAAAACUAUAGUCAUCCAAGAUUCUCCUGUCAAAAAACAGGAAGGCUAUAUAGUUGAUCCAUCUGGUUACAUAAAAGUUAUUUUCUGGGGUGAGCAUGUUGACAGCGUCACACCACAGUCCACCUAUUUCUUCAACAACUUGAGAAUGAAAGUAUCUCAGAAUCAAAGAUACUUGAACACACCAAAACAAGAUAAUUUAUACACCAUCAAGGACGCUGAACCCUUCAAACAAACAUUACCUGAAGUCAAUGACAUCUCAACAACAACAGAAACCAUUGGAGAAAUACUAGGAAUAAGCAGUGUCACCAAAUACAACUGUUGUUGUUCAUGUUCAAAAAAAGUUACAAUCAAGGGAAAAAUUGCAGUCUGCGAUAACUGCAAAGUAACACAAAAGGCAACCAGCUGCAGUGUAAAGUGGACACUCAAGAUCCAUAUCCAAAACUCCAAACAACCACUGCAGAAGCUUCAGCUACAGGUUUAUCAAGAAGCAGUGUCAAAGUUGUUUUCAAUUUGUCACUUAAUUGCAAAUGAAACAACAGAGGAGGAAAUCACAGAGGCUGUCUUAAACCUAGACACAGUUAAAGUAUGCUUUGACAUGCAAACGCGAAAACUUGUGGACAUUGAAAAAAUUGCCAUUUAACAUGUUUUGUUGCAUUUUCCUUUGUAACAAACCAAUCUCUAGUAACUAUUUAAGUUACUAAUAAUUCAUGCUAUGAGAUACAAACACUAAAACUUUUAGAUAUCACAAAAACUUUUAUAGCACUUCAUUUUUGAAUUUCAUAUUAAACUUUCUUGAAACUAUUCCAUUUACUAUUAUUCACGUUACUGUUAGAAAAAUUAGUCUCGCUCAUUUAGUAUCUAAACUACAUUGUAAAUGAGUAGAUUCUCAUGUUUUAAUUAUUGCAUUUUACCUUGUGACUAAUCGAGUUAGUAUCAUCCAGGGCCCAGUUGUUCAAAAGACGAUUACUGCUAACCCACGAUUAAAGCUUAAUCAAAGAUUUAAUCUCUUUUGUUUAAAAAGAUUUCAAAAGCUAAUUAUAAGCUGCACAUGAAGUCAAAUCCAAAAAUAAAACUAAAGAGCAAGAAUCCUUAAGAAAAUCUCUUUUGGUUAUUAAUUUAACUGGAAUAAAAUUUGACGCUAACCCUGGGUUUGCUUAAUCGCGCUUUGAACAACCCGGCCCUGGUUACUGUUAAGAUAACAAAAAAUAGUUAAACAAUGCUGACACACAAACACGAAAUAUUUAGACAUGGAAAAAAAUCUAAGUUUCAUAGCAUUUUGAACUUCAUCACAGCUUCAUGUUCCAGUUGUUGUUAUAAAAUUUAGUCUAUCUCUUUCAGUUUUUCAAGAUACUAAGUAGAUUGACAUGUUUUUUUACAUUUUCUCUUGCAACUAACCAAUCCCAUGCAACUAUUCAAGUUACUAUUCAUGUUACUAUUAAAAUUUUUUUGUUAAACUAUGGUAUGACAUGCAAACACCAGAACUUUUAAACAUUGCAAAAAGUUUCAUAGCAUUACCAACUUCAUAACUUUCUUGAAACUAUUCAAUUUACUAUUAUUCAUGUUACCGUUACAAAAAUUAGUCUCACUCAUUUAGUAUCUGAACUACAUUGUAAAUGAGUAGAUUGACAUGUUCUAAUUACUGCAUUUUACCUUGUGACUAAUCGAGUUAGUAUCAUCCAGGUUACUGUUAAGUUAAGAAAAAUUGUUAAACAAUGCUAUGACACACAGACACGAAACGUUUAGACAUGGAAAAAUCUAAUUUUCAUAGCAUUUUGAACUUCAUCAUAGCCUCAUGUUGUUGUUAUAAAAUCUACUCUAUCAUUUUCAGUUUUUCAAGAUACUGAGUAGACUAACAUGUUUUGUUACAUUUUCCCUUGCAACUAACCAAUCCCUUGUAACUAUUCAAGUUACUAUCAUUCAUGUUACUGUUACAAAAGUUAGUCUCCCACAAUCAGUAUCUAAACUACAUUGUAACUAAGUAGAUAAACAUCUUUGGUUACAUAUUUGGGUUUCACUAUUAAAGUUGCUAUUGUUCAUGUUGCUCUUUAAA
Stylophora pistillata is the source of this 6411-nucleotide messenger RNA. RefSeq lists its product as uncharacterized. The record is from RefSeq and is a predicted model, not a curated record. NCBI's taxonomy places the organism in Eukaryota, Metazoa, Cnidaria, Anthozoa, Scleractinia, Pocilloporidae.